This is a messenger RNA of Neofelis nebulosa (Clouded leopard), 7231 nucleotides long. It is a transcript of the gene ZNF287, whose product is annotated as zinc finger protein 287. The transcript has 6 exons. Gene Ontology annotation, cellular component: nucleus. Lineage: Eukaryota; Metazoa; Chordata; Mammalia; Carnivora; Felidae. Bases 362 to 2647 code for a protein of 761 amino acids. Gene Ontology annotation, biological process: regulation of DNA-templated transcription. The record is from RefSeq and is a predicted model, not a curated record.
CCGAGACACGUCGUGCUUUCCGGGUUAGGGAAGUGGCGGAGCCAGAGGCCCCUCUGCAGCGCGGGGCUGAGCUCGCCACGCAGGCGCCCGCGCCCCCGCCGCCAUUGUUGCCCCGGGCCUCUCGGGCCGCUCCGGCUGCGCGUCCGCCGGGUCCCCGCGACAGGGUCUCUUAACCAUCCCUGCAAGUUCUGGGCUCCAAAUUUGUAACUAAGGCUGCUGACUCUACCUUGACCUUGUUCUGCCCCUGGCUGCAGCAGCCCUUGAGAGAAUGUCUUUGUGGCUCUAGCAUGAGACUUCAAGCAGUUGGCUCACUACUGGAAAAAUAAAGGAUACUGCCAGACUGACCUUCCUGUCUGUGGCAAUGUUCUCCCCGUGCAAGAGGAUGACCAGUUCUUCACGCUCCCAAAUCCUUCUGAUGUGGAAGCCAGACAAGGUUCAGAGUGGACCCCACAAUGUGGAGAAGGAAACGCAUGCUUUGAGACUCUUGCGUGACACUGAGACCUGUCGACAGAAUUUUCGAAAUUUCCCAUAUCCAGACAUAGCUGGUCCUCGAAAGGCAUUGAAUCAACUCCGAGAGCUCUGCCUUAAAUGGUUAAGACCUGAGAUUCGCUCCAAGGAACAAAUCUUGGAGCUGCUGGUGCUAGAGCAAUUCCUGACCAUCCUGCCUGGGGAGGUUAGGACGUGGGUGAAGUCCCAGUACCCAGAGAGCAGUGAGGAAGCGGUGACUCUGGUGGAGGAUUUGACUCAGAUUCUAGAAGAGGAAGCUGCUCCUCAGCAUUCUGCCCUUCCCCAAGAGACCCCAGAGGAAGACCCCAAAGGAAGACCUGCUUUCCAGGCAGGAUGGUUAAAUGACUUGGUGACCAAAGAAUCGAUGACAUUCAAAGAUGUGGCUGUGGAUAUCACCCAGGAGGACUGGGAGAUCAUGCGUCCUGUACAGAAGGAACUGUACAAGACUGUGACAUUACAGAACUACUGGAACAUGGUUUCUCUGGGACUGACCGUGUACCGACCAACUGUGAUUCCCAUGUUGGAAGAACCAUGGAUGGUGAUAAAAGAAAUCUUAGAAGGCCCUAGUCCAGAAUGGAAAACAGAAGCCCAAGAGUGUACUCCAGUUACAAAUACUUCUAAGUUCACAAAGACUGGUACUCAGACCAUCAAGUUGGAGGAACCAUACGACUACGAUGACACAUUAGAGAGGCAAGCAGCAGAUACCUUCAGGAAAAUUCCCACCAGCGGAAGAAACUCCCCUUUGAAGUCCGUCCUCUUACAAGAAGAUGACCCUAUGGAAGAGUGUCUUAGUAAAUAUGAUAUAUAUAGAAAUAGUUUUGAAAAGCAUUCAAACCUAAUUAUUCAGUUUGGUACCCAAUCAGAUAAUAAAACUAUGUAUGAUGAAGGCAGGGCAACCUUCAAUCAUGUCUCAUAUGGUAUUGUACAUAGAAAGAUAUACCCUGGAGAGAAGCCUUAUAAGUGUAACGUGUGUGGGAAAAAGUUUAGGAAGAACCCGUCCUUCGUGAAACACCAAAGUACCCAUGCCAAAGAAAAAUCUCAUGAAUGUGAAGAAUGUGGGAAAGAGUUUAGGCAUAUCUCAUCCCUUAUCGCACAUCAGAGAAUGCAUACUGGAGAAAAACCAUACGAAUGCCACCAGUGUGGUAAAGCCUUCAGCCAGCGUGCACACCUUACCAUACAUCAGAGAAUUCAUACUGGAGAGAAGCCCUAUAAGUGUGAUGACUGCGGAAAAGACUUCAGUCAGCGUGCACACCUUACUAUACAUCAAAGGACACAUACUGGAGAGAAACCAUAUAAAUGCUUGGAAUGUGGUAAAACCUUCAGCCACAGUUCAUCACUGAUUAAUCAUCAGCGAGUUCACACCGGUGAAAAACCUUAUAUAUGCAACGAGUGUGGGAAAACUUUCAGUCAGAGUACACACCUUCUUCAGCAUCAAAAAAUACAUACCGGAAAGAAACCGUAUAAAUGCAAUGAGUGCUGGAAAGUGUUUAGUCAGAGUACCUACCUUAUUCGACAUCAGAGAAUUCAUUCCGGAGAGAAGUGUUAUAAAUGUAAUGAAUGUGGAAAAGCCUUUGCUCAUUCCUCAACUCUCAUUCAACAUCAGACUACUCACACUGGAGAGAAAUCCUAUAUAUGUAAGAUAUGCGGAAAAGCCUUCAGCCAGAGUGCAAACCUCACUCAACACCACAGAACACAUACUGGGGAGAAACCGUAUAAAUGCAGCGUGUGUGGAAAAGCAUUCAGCCAGAGCGUACACCUUACUCAGCAUCAAAGAAUUCAUAAUGGAGAAAAACCCUUCAAAUGCAAUAUAUGUGGGAAAGCAUAUAGGCAGGGUGCCAAUCUCACUCAACAUCAGAGGAUUCAUACCGGAGAGAAGCCGUAUAAAUGUAAUGAAUGUGGGAAAGCUUUUAUUUAUUCCUCGUCACUUAAUCAACAUCAGAGAACUCAUACUGGAGAACGGCCCUAUAAAUGUAAUGAAUGUGAUAAAGAUUUUAGCCAGCGAACAUGCCUUAUUCAACACCAGAGAAUUCACACAGGAGAGAAGCCCUAUGCGUGCCGUAUAUGUGGUAAAACCUUCACUCAGAGUACGAACCUCAUUCAGCAUCAGCGUGUUCAUACUGGUGCCAGACAUCAUAAUUAAUGGAUGUGGCAGAUGACUUCACUUAGGUUUGACAGUUCACCCGAAUUUUAUUUUGUGCUCCGUUAAAACAUUAUUCAAAAGAAGUGCAAUAUAUGUUAGAUAUCAGCAGAAGUAUCAAAAGAAGCAUCAGAAUUAGUAAUGUGGAUAUAAGCUAUUUAAAUUUAACGUGAAAUUUAAAAAGAAAACUUUAUUCACUCCUUAACCUUUAUUUGCUACUAGUUCAAUUCAUUCCAGAGAGAAACCCAAUCUGUAACUCAUCAACUCUUAGUGUAUUUGAAGUACUUCUUAAUGAGACCUUAUGAAUGUAACUUGGGAAAGCUUCCAUCAAGUAGGGAUUUCACACUAGCAAGGAAUCUUGGGAUAAUUGAACAAGCUGCUUUAAGGCCUUUAUUACUUCCCAGCUUUGAAGCCUUAAAUACAUAAGGGGUUCCCUUCCCUUUUCCUAUUAAUGCCAUAACUGCCAUGUGGAGCCAGUAGGUUUGCAAAAUAUAUACAGUGGAAAGUAUCUUAAUUUCUAUGUGACAACUGUAUAAUUACAUUUUCCUUUACUGAAAUAUUCAAGGAAGAGAAGCUUAAUGAAACAUGAUCUGUUAGGAUAACUAAUGUAUAUAUAACCUUUAGACGUGUACAAAUUAAACAGGCAAAAAUUAAACACCCAUCCUUAAAUUCACCUUUAAAACAUAUUAGCCUUAGUUUCACUAGGUUUUGACAUCUGUCAUCCUAAAGGAAAAAAUAAGAAAGUUACCUUUUUUUUUUUUUCACCUGACUCCUAAACUCAUAACUUGAGGUUCCCCUGUGGCUAUUUUGCCAUAGAAAGCCCAUUUCCAUUGAGACCCAUUUCUCGAGUGCCUACUGUGCUCAGGGCCCAGACUUCCCAACUGGAUCUUCACAGGGCUUGUGCUGAAAACCACAGCUGAUUUAACAACAGAAAGCUUACUAAAGUAGUGAAAUGUGACAAAGGACAUGGUCUUAACUAUUAAGUACUGUCACAGAAUGACAUAGGAAGCGUACUAAAAUGGGUUGCCAAAUGCAAUCCCAUAUCCCAAGACAAGUAGUGAAAGCAGCUAUUUACAUAGUGUGAGGGAAAAACAAGUCAUGGAAAAUAGAUUUAAGUUCACUACAGAAAGUGGGUCAGGGAAAAAAAUCAAGGGUGAAAACUUAGCAGUGAAUAGAGAAUACACGGGUAACUUACAGCAUGAACUAUUGUCCUACUUGGGUUACCUAAGAAAGUAAGAGUGGCUAAUUAAGACCAAAUUCAGCCUGUUUAGAAGAAAGAACUAAAAAUGAAGCAACUGAUUUUAAAAGAAUAAUUGGAAUUGGUUCUUUUUCAUACAUGUAAGUAAAAUAGGGAUUACUCUUAAAAUGUCAGAAAACAUUUACUGGAAAAAGCAUUGAUGCAGAAACUCAUUGAUGCAACAAUCACUAGACAAUAUUAACUAAGUUUGUGGGGUCCUGAACAUAAAAGGAAAACAGGCAGAAAUGCAAAUAGAAACAGGUAAAGAUACUAUUGUGUUUAAUAUCCACAGCAUUCCACGAUCAGAAUAUAAGACCAUAUUCUGAGAGCUGAGAUUUCAUCUUGCUCUUAAUUGUUUCUUCAGUGCCUUGCGUGUAGGUUGUGGUCGAUCUGUGUCGGUUGAAUUAAUAAGUAGGUAAGUUAGAAUUGAGUAAUAAGGUAUAAAUUAACGGAUAUGGAGUGAAGGUGGUUGAAUUUAAAAUACUUUUGUGCACACAUGCAAAGAAAUACUUAACAAAUACUGGUCAUUCGCUGGGUAAGAGGAACUACUUAAAAUUGAAGAAUCAAUUCUUAACAGUGGGGAUAUUCCUAAAGAAAUCGUGGGACGUCACUGCACAGGAAGUUUUCCUGAGCUAGAUGAAGAAAAACUGAUCUAAAUUCUGGUGCCAUAAAUACCAUUUUAAGCAUAUGAUUGACCAUCGCAGUCUCAUUUGGAUGUUACUGUUGAUAGCAAACGUCCUGCAGACAGGUGCCGAAGGAAAGACCUGGGGUGCUAGCAUCUUCAAGGCUUUCUUGUUGAGUGUUUUCUUCAAGAAGCUUCUGCUUUCCCUUGUCUUCACCUCAGUUAACCCUGAUGUCAUGGAAUCAUCCUUCACAAAGUGUAGAUCGGCUUCAGGUUGCAUAAUACUCGAGUUAGGCUUAUGCCAUAGUUACCAUGUUAGAAAUAACCGUUGUACUUAAGAUGCAAUUUUUAUUGAUAAUGCCACUUCAAAUCUUACACGACACUUUUUCCCCUCCUGGCAUGAAUGUGUGGAGUAUUGCAGUCCAUAGCGCCUUUUUUCGCUUUAUUUUGUAUUUCCUGCCUUUGUUUUAUGUAAAUAAUGCAUUUAUAAAGUCUUCCACUGAUACGCUGAGGCAAUGGAUGCCCUUAGACAGUAACAGAAUAGUGGAGAGUCAUGAGUCUGUGUUAUUUUUCCCACUUUUUACGGUUGUCUGAUCCACAUGUAAUUCAAGUUUUUUGUUUUUUUGUUUUUUUUUUUUAGCAGAUAGCCUUAUUUUCCACAACUUUUUAUUACAAAGAUGUUGAAAUAUACAGAAAAGUUAAUAAAAUGAACGGUAUAUCUACCACCUAGCUUUAAAAUUUUAACAUUUUUUACUGAACGACUGGAAAGUUACUUAGACGUGACAUUUCACCCCUAAAUACUUCAGCAUGCAUCUCAUAAAAAUAAGGACUUUCACAUUACCACAUACAUUACAUACCUUGAAAAAUGAGUAAGAAUUCUCUAAUCUUUAAUGUUUCAUGUUUAAAUUUUCCCUGCUGAUCCCAACAAGUUUCACACAUUAUGUUCAAUUACUAUGUCUGUUUCAUCUGUCCAGGUGUCUCCCACUUCUGAUUUUCUCUAGGACUUUUUUUUUUUUUUUUUAAUAGAGCAGGUCAGUUGUAGAAUGUCUCACAUUCAGGAUUUAACGGAUUGUUUACAUAUGGUUUAUCUUGUUCCUCUACCCCCUGUGGCUUCUGUAAAUUAGUAUUUAUGGCCAAAGCCUUGAUUGGAUUCAGGUUAAAUAUACAUGUUUAAUAUUAACACUUCACCGAUGUGUCUCCUGUUGCAUCAAAUCAAAAGUCUUAUUAGUAUCUGGUUGACCAUCCGUGAUGUGAAUCAUGGGAAUCACCGUAUCUUCCCAACGUGCAGAUGUGUUUUUUCCGUUGCAGUUGAUCCGGACUGACGCUGGCAGGGUGUGGAUAGCUUGUUCACCAAGAACUUUUCACCUGGUACUUGUAGUACCCAGUGAUGACGCUCGUUCCCCAAAUCAGUUAUUUCCUUAAGAUUGGCAACACGGCAAUUUUCUAUCAUUCUCUCAACGUUUCCUGAUGCGUAAGUCUGUAAGGCAGAGCUUUCCGUCAUCUGGAAGUGCACUAGAGGCAAGGCGCUACUUCAGUUCUUUACUUACCAGUUUUCAGAGUGAGGAGUUGGCAGUGAUGACAGAUUAUUCCAUGUGUUUACGUCAAUCAUGGCCAUUGUUUCUGUUGCUCAAAUUGUCCCCCAUGUGGCCAGUUGGAACCCUUCCAGUAGCUCUUAGGUCCCUUGUCAUUCCUUCUCUAGCCUUUGGGGACUUCAUUGCCUUCUGACACAAGAGAUCUCAGGUUCAGUGCCCCAGAUAUGGAAUGAGCCAUGUCUCCCGCAAUCCCUGGCUAAGUCAGCAACUAUUUAGAAACCAAGCUCUGGAUGCUAGGUAUGCUCGUUGCUGCUGGGGUGUCAUUAGCAGGUAGCCUUUGGGUCUUGACCAUUCAACUUAGUUCUUGUAAAGGCAACUCUUUGCACUCAUUUCAUCAGUUACAGAAUCUCUAAGAGCCGUCAUUACAUACUGGGACAAACUGGGGAGCAAACAACUUAGCCUUUUAAGCAUACAACUAAAUUGGAGAGGACGGAAGUGGUAUGUAUACUAGAAAGCAGCAAGCGCAACCCCAAGAGGUCUUGUACCAGGACCGGCAGAGUUUAAGGAAGGGAGCAUGUCAGUUAAUAGGUGGUACCUAGUAUGUCUUAACUAUAACAUGUCUUGGUAAUUCAUGUAUUUAUAAGCUAAUCAUCUUUCCCAUCACAUUCCUUAAGGCAGGUUUCUGAUAAGAUCUAAAUCUGAACCCUGAGGAUCUGUUUCCUGCAAAUCUAAGUGCUAGUUUUUCUUGCUAAACUUUUAUUUGGUCUUCAAAACUUAGAGUGUUAGGUUUCAUUCUUCAACUGUAUCUUCUGGUAUCAAUUCACUUGCAUGUGCCUGUAAAUGUGCUUAGUCCUCUAUUUUGUUACUCUCUUCCUGGCUCUCUAUUUCACUACAGUUACUAGCCCCUUGGAACACUGUAGCCAUUAAGAAUGGCAAGCAUGUGCACUACAGUGAUAUGUGUAAAUAUGUGUGUGAACUCGCAAGCAACGCUAAGUCCUCUGGAUGGAUGGGGAAAGUGAUACCCAUGAUGCUGAAGUGUCUUGCCUGAGGUCAUACAGUCCUACAGCGACAGAAUAAGGGUUUGGACCCAUGCCUCCGGCACUUAGUUGAAUUCUUCCUGUAAAAUUAAUGCUAAUGGAAAUCCCGAGCACAAACAGUAUGUACCUGCAAUUUUAUAAAACUGUAUUUUGAUGAGA